This is a messenger RNA of Monomorium pharaonis (pharaoh ant), 2565 nucleotides long. RefSeq lists its product as uncharacterized. Lineage: Eukaryota; Metazoa; Arthropoda; Insecta; Hymenoptera; Formicidae. The transcript has a single exon. Bases 1 to 2565 code for a protein of 854 amino acids. The record is from RefSeq and is a predicted model, not a curated record.
AUGGGGAAGGAUGAAAAGGAAGAUAGAAGAGGCUAUGGAGAACAUGGUAAAGAAAAGGGUUGGGGGGGGAGGAAGGGAUGGUGGGAUGAGGAGUGUAGAGAGGGGAAGAGGAGAGUGAGAAGGGAACUAAGGAGGUGGAAAAGAAGGGGAGGGGAUGGGGAGGAGUUCAGGAGGGAAAAAGGGAAAUACAAGAGACUAUGUGAGGAAAAGAAGGAUAAAGAGAGAGAAGAGUGGGAGAAGGAGGUAGCGAGGGCGAGGUCGGAGGGGCAGGUAUGGAAGAUAGUAAAUAAGGAGCGGAAAAAGAGAGGGAGGGUGGAUGAGUCAAUAGAAAUAGAAGAAUGGGACGGCUACUUUAGAAAGUUGUUGGGAGGGGUGGAAGAGAGGGUAAGGAUGGAAUGGGUAGGAGAGAGGGUGGAGGAUGAGGAGGAGGAAAUAGGUAGGGAAGAGAUAAGGAGAGUAGUGAAAGGUUUGAAGGUGGGGAAGGCAUCGGGAGAAGAUGGGAUACCGAAUGAGGUGUGGAAAUAUGGAGGGGAGGAGUUGGAGAUUAGUUUGUGGAAAUUAUGUAAUAGGGUAUGGAAAGGAGAGGGUUGGCCAGAAGGGUGGAAGGAAGGAAUAGUAGUACCUAUAGUGAAAAAGGGGGAAGGAGUAAAAGUAGAGGAGUACAGAGGAGUAACGUUAUUGCAAACGGCGUAUAAGGUGUACACGGCAGUAUUGGCAGAAAGGUUAAGGAUAGAGUUAGAAGAGAAAAGUAUUUUGCCGCCGAGUCAAGCGGGGUUCAGAAGGGGAUGGGGUACAGUGGAUAAUGUGUACGUCCUGAACUAUUUGAUGAACAGGCAAUUAGAGAAGAGGGGGGGGAAAUUAAUAUUAUUAUUUGUAGACAUGAAGGCGGCUUUUGAUUCGGUAGACAGAGAAGUUUUGGUGACAGCAAUGAGAAAGAGAGGAGUAAGAGAGGGGCUAGUCAAGAGAUGUGGAGAGGUGCUAAAAGAGACAGGAAGUAGGGUGAAGGUAGGAAAAACGGAAGGGAGAAAGUUUUGGACAGAAAGGGGUGUAAGACAGGGGUGCCCGUUGAGUCCGUGCCUGUUUACCUUGCUUUUGGCGGAUAUAGAUGAAAAAUUUGAGAAAGGAGGAUGGGGGGGAAUUGAAUUGGGGGGAAAGAAAAUAUAUUCGCUGGCAUAUGCAGAUGAUGUGGUGCUAAUAGCGAAGGAUGAAGAGGGAAUGAAAGGGAUGAUGGGUAAAUUGGAGAGUUAUCUGGAUGGGAAGAAGUUGGAAGUAAACACGGAGAAAACAAAGAUUAUGAGAGGUAAAAGAGGUGGGGGGAGAAGGAAAAAGAUAAACUGGAGAUGGAAAGGAAAGAAGUUAGAGGAGGUAAAUAGGUUUAAAUACCUGGGGUACACGUUGCUGGCAAAUGGAAAACAGGAUGGGCAUGUAGAAGAAAGAGUAAAAAAAGGUUCGGCUAUUUUAGGACAGAUCUGGGGAAUAGGGAAAAGGAGGUUUGGAAGAGACUGGGGGAGAAGGCUAUGGUUAUUUGAUAGGUUGGUGUGGUCGGUGGUAAGUUACGGUGUAGAGAUUUGGGGAUGGAAGAGGAGAAUAGGGGUAGAAAGACUGCAGGAGAGAUACUUGAGAUGGAUGUUAGGAGUAGAGAGAAGUGUACCAGGAUAUAUGAUAAGAGAAGAAUUGCAAAGGGAUAGAUUGGAGGGAAGAGCGGGAAUGAGAGCAUGGGGUUACGAAAAGAAGUUAGAAGAGGGAGGAGGGGGAGAGCUGGCAAGGAGAUGUUGGAUGGAGAUAAAGAAGAAAGCGAAGGAGGGCAAGGCGAAGUCGGGGUGGGAAGUAGAAAGGAUAAAUUUCUAUAAAGAGAGGGGAUGGGAGAUGGAGGAGGUGGAGAGGCUAAGGGAGAGAGGGAAGCUAAGAGGAGAGGAGUUGGUAAGGAGAGAGAGGGAAAAGCAAAGAAAGGAAAGAUGGGAGGGAAUCAAGGAUUCAAAAUACAAUGGGUGGUAUUGGAGAGUAAAAGGGGAGGGGAUUCCGGAAUAUUUAAAAAGGAAUUGGGAGGAGAAAAGAUGGCAAAGGAUGGCAAGGUAUAGAUUAGGGGGAGUAAUGAGGGGGGGGAGAUAUUGGGAGGAGGAGGAGAGGAGGACAUGUAGGUUAUGCGGAUGGGGGGAGGAGACGUGGGAGCAUGUUUGGGAAGAGUGUAUAGACUGGGGGGUACAAAAAAGCUGGCAGGAGAUGGUGGAGGAAUUGUUAGGGGAGGAGGGGGAGGGAGAGUGGUGGAUGGAGAGGUUAGAUAGACUAAGAGAGGACAGGAGGAUAGAAGAGGAGGGAGGGGAGAGGGGAGGGGGAGAAAAGAAGGUAGAGCGCGUGUGGAUGAAUGAAUGUAAAGGAAAUAGAAUGGAAGAAAUGUACAGCGGAAGCGGAGGUCCAAGUGUGAAUGGAUGUGGAGGUAUGAAUGCUCUUUCUCUCUCUCAAGCGAGUGUGAGUGUGAAUGCGAGUAGAGCGGCGGAUAAUAGUUUAAGGGAGGCGAAGAAUUAUUGUGAGCGGAGCGGAGGUCCGCUUGUACCCCGCAAGGGAUAG